AUGGAUGUCAAGGCAGCUGCCCAGGAGAGCAGCGUCCCAGCCUCCAACUCUACCACCUCAGAAGCUAUCUCUGAGCUGAGGUCCUGGAAGAAGAGGGGACAGAAGAGGAACAUAUGGACAGUCAAUCAUGUUGAGGGAACAAAACUCAGGAUGAACAAGAGGAGAAGACCCAGUUACCGUCCUGAAGACCAAGAAGCAUUCUACCGACUUCUGGAGGAUCCUGUGAUCCAGAGCUUCUUGGAAGCUGACAUUUUCCUCAAAGUAUCUGAUAAGUACCUGCUUUCCAUGGUGGUGGAGUACUUCGGCCGUGUCGGGCUGCCUGGACACCUAUAUAACAGGAUCCACUUCUUCCUGGCCCUCUACAUCGCCUCCGACAUGGAGGAGGACAACCCCACGUCCAAACGGAGCAUCUUCCAGUUCCUGCUGGGCAGGGAGCACUGGCCAGACCUCUACAAGGAGUUCCUGAAGUUGAAGGUGGAGUUCUUCCAUGCAAUGGGGCACCGAGCCUGGGUCACCCCAGAGUUGUGUGAGGAGAUCCAGGCCCAGAACCCACAUCACUGGGUCUGGAGUCGGGCACGCCAGUGUGCCCCCUAG
Messenger RNA from Neomonachus schauinslandi (Hawaiian monk seal), 594 nucleotides. RefSeq names its product speedy protein E5-like. Gene Ontology annotation, biological process: positive regulation of cyclin-dependent protein serine/threonine kinase activity. NCBI's taxonomy places the organism in Eukaryota, Metazoa, Chordata, Mammalia, Carnivora, Phocidae. The coding region runs from base 1 to 594 and encodes 197 amino acids. The transcript is spliced from 6 exons. The record is from RefSeq and is a predicted model, not a curated record. Gene Ontology annotation, molecular function: protein kinase binding.